This is a messenger RNA of Drosophila willistoni, 1649 nucleotides long. Its product is annotated as probable fumarate hydratase, mitochondrial. Lineage: Eukaryota; Metazoa; Arthropoda; Insecta; Diptera; Drosophilidae. Gene Ontology annotation, biological process: tricarboxylic acid cycle; malate metabolic process; fumarate metabolic process. Bases 28 to 1548 code for a protein of 506 amino acids. The record is from RefSeq and is a predicted model, not a curated record. Gene Ontology annotation, cellular component: mitochondrion; tricarboxylic acid cycle heteromeric enzyme complex. Gene Ontology annotation, molecular function: fumarate hydratase activity. The transcript has 5 exons.
AAAAAAGUUACCAAAGAAUAACGCAACAUGUUGGGUUUAAGAUUACGCGGCUGUAUUUUUAAGCAAAGCCUGAACCAAUGUGAACAAUAUUUAAGCCAAACCAAAGUGCUCUACAGCAAAACUACCAAUGAGAAAAACAAAGCUAAAGAUGGACAAAAAUUCCGAAACGAAAAAGAUACUAUGGGAGAGCUCAAAGUGCCAGCGGAUAAGCUGUAUGGCGCCCAAACAAUGAGAUCUAAGCUUAAUUUUCCUAUUGGCGGUAUAGCCGAACGUAUGCCGUUGCCCGUAAUUCAAGCAAUGGGAAUUUUAAAGAAAGCAUGUGCCGAAGUUAAUAAAGAAUAUGGCUUAGAUCCAAAAAUCUCUGAAGCCAUAUCGUGUGCUUGCGAUGAUGUUAUCUCUGGAAAGUAUUAUAAAAAGGGCCAUUUCCCUUUGGUUAUUUGGCAGACUGGUUCAGGCACUCAAACUAAUAUGAAUACCAACGAGGUUAUUAGCAAUGCAGCCAUUAGAGGCAUGGGUGGAGAGUUGGGCUCCAAGAAGCCAGUUCAUCCUAACGAUCAUGUGAACAAGUCGCAGAGCUCAAAUGAUACGUUCCCCACGGCCAUACACAUAAGUGUGGGCAUGGAACUGAACAAUCGUCUGAUACCAUCGGUGACCCAUCUGAGGGAUGUCAUUAAAUGCAAAUCGGAGAGCUUUGAGGACAUUAUUAAGAUCGGGCGCACCCAUUUAAUGGAUGCAGUACCUCUGACUUUGGGUCAAGAAUUCAGCGGUUAUGCUCAACAGUUGGCCAAUGGCCUAGGCAGAAUAAAUACCUGUCUGCCGCGAGUCUAUGAAUUGGCAUUGGGCGGAACAGCAGUCGGCACUGGGCUAAACACCCAUAAAGGAUUUGCCGAGAAGGUAGCCAAACGAGUUGCCGAACUGACCAACUUGCCAUUCGUCAAGGCUCCAAAUUUCUUUGAAGCCCUGGCUGCACGUGACGCAAUGGUCGAGGUUCAUGGAGUACUCAAUACCAUAGCUGUGAGUCUUAUGAAAAUUGCCAAUGACAUUCGAUUGCUUGGAUCUGGCCCGCGUUGUGGUCUGGGUGAGUUAAAGUUGCCGGAAAAUGAGCCCGGCAGUUCUAUAAUGCCGGGAAAGGUGAAUCCUACGCAAUGUGAAUCUCUCACCAUGAUAUGUGCCCAGGUUAUGGGCAAUCAGACGGCCGUUUCCAUAGGCGGUGCGAAUGGUCAUUUCGAGUUAAAUGUUUUUAUGCCACUGAUAGUUUCCAACGUCCUUAGGUCCAUACGUUUAUUGGCUGAUGGCUGCAUGUCCUUCAGUAAGAGCUGUGUGGAAGGUAUCGAACCCAAUAAGGAUCGCAUAAAUAAAAUAAUGAAUGAAUCCCUGAUGCUUGUGACGGCUCUAAAUCCUCAUAUAGGUUAUGACAAGGCUGCUGCCAUAGCCAAAAAUGCUCACGCAAAUGGGACCACCCUUAAGGACGAAGCCAUCAAGGCGGGCAUCACCGAAGAACAAUUCAAGGAAUGGGUUAAUCCCAAAGAAAUGCUUGGACCCAAGUAGAGCAAACGAAAACAAUUUUAUACAAAAUUCCAGCCACAAUUUAUUGUAAAAACCAUAUCAAAAUUAAAUUUGUUUACUAAUAUUUAGUACUACACAAUAUA